Psammomys obesus (fat sand rat) is the source of this 9737-nucleotide messenger RNA. RefSeq names its product epidermal growth factor receptor (gene Egfr). Gene Ontology annotation, molecular function: ATP binding; epidermal growth factor receptor activity; epidermal growth factor binding. The transcript has 28 exons. The coding region runs from base 312 to 3935 and encodes 1207 amino acids. Gene Ontology annotation, biological process: cell surface receptor protein tyrosine kinase signaling pathway; negative regulation of apoptotic process; multicellular organism development. Gene Ontology annotation, cellular component: basal plasma membrane; signaling receptor complex. Lineage: Eukaryota; Metazoa; Chordata; Mammalia; Rodentia; Muridae. The record is from RefSeq and is a predicted model, not a curated record.
CUCCUUCUCGGUCUAGUCCCUCCUCCUCCCGCCCAGCCUCCCCACGUCCCGACCCGUGCGAGCUAGACGUCUGGGCAGCCCGGGCUCAGCGCGCAGCAGCCUCCCUCCGCUUCCCGCACCGUGCGCUCGCCCCGGGCCAGGGUGUCUGGAGCGAGUCCCGGAGGCCACCACCUCCCAGACCAACCGGUCACCUGGACGCGCGCCUGAGUCCAGGUCGCGUCGCUGUCGACGCGGUCACCGAGCACCGCUGUGGGACUCCGUCCAUCUCGGAUUAAAACCGGAGAGCCGGAGCCAACCUCUCCUGGGCAGAGAUGCGACCCUCAGGGACGGCGAGAGUGGCGCCGUGGGUGCUGCUGGCCGCGCUCUGCACCUCAGGUGGGGCGCUGGAGGAAAAGAAAGUUUGCCAAGGAACAAGUAACAGGCUCACCCAACUGGGCACUUUUGAAGACCACUUUCUGAGCUUGCAGAGGAUGUUCAACAACUGUGAAGUGGUCCUUGGUAACUUGGAAAUUACCUACGUGCAAAGGAAUUACGACCUUUCCUUCUUAAAGACCAUCCAGGAGGUGGCUGGCUAUGUGCUCAUUGCCCUCAACACUGUGGAGAGGAUCCCUCUGGAGAACCUGCAGAUCAUCAGGGGAAAUGCUCUGUAUGAAAACACCUAUGCCUUAGCCGUCCUGUCCAACUAUGGGGCAAACAGAACUGGGCUCAGGGAACUGCCCAUGCGAAACUUACAGGAAAUCCUGACCGGUGCUGUGCGGUUCAGCAACAACCCCAUCCUCUGCAAUGUGGAGAGCAUCCAAUGGAGAGACAUCGUCCACAACGACUUUCUGAGCAACAUGUCGAUGGACUUACAGAACCAUCUGAGCAGCUGUCAAAAAUGUGAUCCGAGCUGUCCCAAUGGAAGCUGCUGGGGAGUAGGAGAGGAGAACUGCCAGAAACUGACCAAAAUCAUCUGUGCCCAGCAAUGUUCCCGGCGUUGCCGUGGCAGGUCCCCCAGUGACUGCUGCCACAACCAGUGUGCCGCCGGGUGUACAGGGCCCCGAGAAAGUGACUGCCUGGUCUGCCACAGGUUCCGAGACGAAGCCACGUGCAAAGACACCUGCCCACCCCUCAUGCUGUACAACCCCACCACAUAUCAGAUGGAUGUCAACCCUGAGGGGAAGUACAGCUUUGGAGCCACCUGUGUGAAGAAGUGCCCCCGAAACUAUGUGGUGACAGAUCAUGGCUCGUGUGUUCGGGCCUGUGGUCCUGACUACUAUGAAGUGGAAGAAGAUGGUGUCCGCAAGUGUAAAAAAUGUGACGGGCCCUGUCGCAAAGUUUGUAAUGGCAUAGGCAUUGGUGAAUUUAAAGACACACUCUCCAUAAAUGCUACAAACAUCAAACACUUCAAAUACUGCACUUCCAUCAGCGGGGACCUUCAUAUCCUGCCUGUGGCCUUUAAGGGGGAUUCCUUCACACAUACUCCGCCUCUAGACCCACGGGAACUAGAAAUUCUAAAAACUGUAAAGGAAAUAACAGGAUUUUUGCUGAUUCAGGCUUGGCCUGAAAACUGGACUGACCUCCAUGCUUUUGAGAACCUAGAAAUAAUACGUGGCAGAACAAAGCAACAUGGUCAGUUUUCUCUGGCAGUUGUUGGCCUGAACAUAACAUCAUUGGGAUUGCGUUCCCUGAAGGAAAUAAGUGAUGGAGAUGUAGUCAUUUCUGGAAACCGAAAUUUGUGCUACGCAAACACAAUAAACUGGAAAAAACUCUUUGGGACGUCUGGUCAAAAAACCAAGAUUAUGAACAACAGAGCUGAGAAAGAUUGCAAAGCCGUGAACCAUGUCUGUGAUCCUCUGUGCUCCUCAGAAGGCUGCUGGGGCCCAGAGCCCAGGGACUGUGUCUCCUGCCAGAACGUCAGCAGGGGCAGGGAGUGCGUGGCGAAGUGCAACAUCCUGGAGGGGGAGCCAAGGGAGUUUGUGGAGAAAUCUCAGUGUAUCCAGUGUCAUCCCGAAUGUCUGCCCCAGACCAUGAACAUCACCUGUACAGGCCAGGGCCCGGACAACUGCAUCAAGUGUGCCCACUACAUUGAUGGCCCACACUGUGUCAAGACCUGCCCAGCUGGGGUCAUGGGGGAGAACAACACCCUGGUCUGGAAGUACGCGGACGCCGAUAAUGUCUGCCACCUCUGCCAUCCAAACUGCACCUAUGGAUGUACUGGUCCAGGUCUUCGAGGAUGUCCAACUGGGCCCAAGAUCCCAUCUAUCGCCACUGGGAUUGUGGGUGGCCUCCUCUUCAUUGUGGUGGUGGCCCUUGGGAUAGGCCUGUUCAUGCGAAGGCGCCACAUUGUCCGAAAACGUACAUUACGCCGUCUGCUUCAGGAGAGAGAGCUCGUGGAGCCUCUUACACCCAGCGGAGAAGCUCCCAACCAAGCCCUGCUGAGGAUCUUGAAGGAAACAGAGUUCAAAAAGAUCAAGGUCCUGGGUUCUGGAGCAUUCGGCACAGUGUAUAAGGGUCUCUGGAUCCCAGAAGGUGAAAAAGUGAAAAUUCCUGUGGCCAUCAAGGAGUUAAGAGAAGCCACAUCUCCAAAAGCCAACAAGGAAAUCCUUGAUGAAGCCUAUGUGAUGGCCAGUGUGGACAAUCCUCAUGUAUGUCGCCUCCUGGGCAUCUGCCUGACCUCCACUGUCCAGCUCAUCACACAGCUCAUGCCCUACGGUUGCCUCCUGGACUAUGUCAGAGAGCAUAAGGACAACAUUGGCUCUCAGUACCUACUCAACUGGUGUGUGCAGAUUGCAAAGGGCAUGAACUAUCUGGAAGAUCGGCGCUUGGUGCACCGUGACCUGGCAGCCAGGAACGUCCUGGUGAAGACACCACAGCAUGUCAAGAUCACAGACUUUGGGCUGGCCAAACUGCUCGGUGCUGAGGAGAAAGAAUACCAUGCAGAGGGGGGCAAAGUGCCUAUCAAGUGGAUGGCUUUGGAAUCAAUUUUACACCGAAUUUACACACACCAAAGCGAUGUCUGGAGCUAUGGAGUCACUGUGUGGGAACUGAUGACCUUCGGGUCCAAGCCUUAUGAUGGAAUCCCUGCAAGUGAGAUCUCAUCCAUCCUAGAGAAAGGAGAGCGCCUUCCACAGCCACCUAUCUGCACCAUCGAUGUCUACAUGAUCAUGGUCAAGUGCUGGAUGAUAGAUGCUGAAAGCCGCCCAAAGUUCCGUGAGUUGAUUGUUGAAUUCUCCAAAAUGGCCCGAGACCCCCAGCGCUACCUUGUCAUCCAGGGAGAUGAAAGAAUGCAUUUGCCGAGCCCUACAGACUCCAACUUUUACCGCGCCCUGAUGGAUGAGGAGGACAUGGAAGAUGUAGUUGAUGCCGAUGAGUACCUCAUCCCACAGCAAGGCUUCUUCAGCAGCCCAUCCACAUCUCGGACACCUCUCCUGAGUUCUCUGAGUGCAACCAGCAACAAUUCCACUGUGGCUUGCAUUAAUAGAAAUGGGAGCUGUCGGAUCAAGGAAGACAGCUUCUUGCAGCGGUACAGCUCUGACCCCACUGGUGCCUUAAUAGAGGACAACAUAGAUGAUACAUUCCUCCCUGCGCCUGAAUAUAUAAACCAGUCUGUUCCUAAAAGGCCAGCAGGCUCCGUGCAGAACCCUGUCUAUCACAAUCAGCCCCUGCACCCAGCUCCUGGCAGAGACCUGCAUUAUCAGAAUCCCCAUAGCAAUGCCGUGGGUAACCCUGAGUAUCUCAACACUGCCCAGCCCACCUGCCUCAGUAGUGCAUUUGACAGCCCUGCAAUCUGGGUCCAGAAAGGCAGCCACCAAAUGAGCUUGGACAACCCUGACUACCAGCAGGACUUCUUUCCCAAGGAAGCCAAGCCAAAUGGCAUCUUUAAGGGCCCCACAGCCGAAAAUGCAGAAUACCUACGGGUAGCACCCCCCAGCAGCGAGUUCAUCGGAGCAUGACAUAGAGGGCCAUCAUGCCAGCUACAAAAUUUCCAGACUUUGCCGAAGCCCAGGACCAAGCCGUGGCUGCACCUCCACUUCCUACAGCCAUGCCCACGUUGUGCCAAAUGUCAGAACCUCAGACUGGUUUUUAAACCGUAACUCUGACAGGCUUUGUCAUUGAGCCAAGAAGCGGGCCCCUCCCCUGGUGCACUUUGGGAAGUUGAAGGUACGUCUUUUAAUCUUCAAAAUGUGAAGAUUCCACAAAAAUGCAUCCAUCAAGAAUGUUGUCCAUUGGAACAGAAGUUUACCUCAUGGUGAGGUACAUAGGGAAAAAAACAUACAUACAGAGAUUUGCUGCACAGGGACCUUUGGGAUUUUUAUUGUCUUUAUCAGUUUGAUUUACGGGCUUUCCCAAGGAGGAAGAAGUUUGCUUGGAGUAUGUAUGACACAGAGUUGCCUAGAGCUAAUUGUGACUAGAACGGUUGGUUCUCCUAGCUCUGCUUCAAGACACUUCCGUGGCAAGACAGGACACAGGAAGACCUGCGCCCCUGAGCAGGCUACACUAUACAGCAUUAAUCAUGGCAGGUACAAUAGGUUAAGCCACUUUGUUAUGUACUAGGGCUGGGAGAAGAUGGAUAAAGGGAUAGAAUUUUACUCAGACUUACUUUUACAUAAAUAUGUCCCUGGUACUUAACACAUACUAGCUUAUCAGUGUUUUCUAUUAGACUUCCUUUUAUGUUUUCUGCUUUGUUGUUUUGAGUUGUAAUAUGCUUUCUUGUCUUGGUUUCAUGAAGUCAACAACAACAAAAAGCAGUAUUCUCAAAGAACAGCUACUAUCCUACAUUUAAAUAAUCCGUGUUCUAAACGAAAGCCUUUAGUUAAGAUGGAGGGACGAUGCAAAAGUUCACAGAGAAAUAUUUUAGUCUCUGCAUCAUGUCUGUUGAGGUGUGUAUCAUGAGACUACAAAAGUGAUGCUGCUCUUCAAAUCCCCUCUGCCUUCACCCCUACACACCACAAAACUUGUAUAAGCCAUGCAUGGAGGAUAAUCUUUUUCAUUUUUAAAUUUGUUUACUGGAGAUAUUUUUUUUCUCCCUGAUAAGCUGCCACCAAAUGUUUUCUUUCCAUUUGAGGAAGUUUAUCUAGGCUACUAUGGAAUAAGUGACAGCGCAUGGUGGGACUGGCAUGCAGGCCUCGGGAAAAAGAAUGUUAAAAACAGAGUGGAAUUCGAGCGGCAAGCAUGCAUUAAGAGCUUGAAAGUGACGACAGUGCUUUGGGGAGAAAUUCAUGCCUAGGUAAUGAAUUUCACCACUACCAUUGGUGCAUCUAGCGACUCGAGAUCGCAGUGUUUGUUUUUACUUUGGUCAUCCUUGUAGGCAAAUUGAUUGAUAGCCAUUUUUGGUAAACAAUAUUUUAAUGCUCUUGGUGUCUAUCCCUUCUCAUUUAUCAAGGGGUGGACAGAAGUGAACUCAUAAACACUAACCAUAAACCAGACCAGACAUAUCAGCCAGGCACCAAGAGCACAGACCAGGGAUGAUGCAUUCUAUUAGAGACAUCUAAAAACUUCACAACUAGAUAAUGUUGUUGGUUAUGCUCUGAGAAUAAAAAGUCUUAAACACCAGGGAAUGGAAAGUAUGCAUUCAUAGAGCAGCGGUUCUCAACCUUCCUAAUGCUGCGGCCUUUAAUACAGUUCCUCAUCUUGUAGUGACCCUCCACCACAACAUUAUUUCAUUGCUACUUCAGAACUGUAACUUUGCUACUGUUAUGAAUCACAGUGUAAAUAUCUAAUAUGCAGAAUAUCUGAUAAUGCAACCUCUGUAGGGGUCAUGACCCACAGGUUGAGAAGCACUGCCUUUUAAGACCUCAACCAAGAGGGUAGUAACCAGGGGACUCGGUAAGUGAGUCAAGUACAAGGCCAAGUUAUUCUUCCUGACACACUUGCUGCUCCCUCAAGCCUGGGAAUUAGAGUUGCAAGAUCCUCUGAGUUUCCUAACUGUUGUUCACUCCUGGCAAUGUCAGACUGUCCUCUAUGAAAAUAAGCAAUGAAAAAAAUUAAGCAACAUUUCUAGAGUUUGAAAUUCCAUGCCAUUGCCAGAAAAUGCCACUUUGAUCAUUAUCCACCAAGAAUGCAGAGGAAACAUUUAGGCAGGUGUUUGCUCAGAAUUGGGAUAUAGAAUGACUUGCUUGUCAGAAGCAGGAGACCGGUGAGGGAGAGCAGUUGAAAGCCAGUCAAAUUGUAGCAAUGAAAUCCUAGGAUUUUUUUACUUUGAGACACUUUCUUAUAACAAAAUAAAGAAGCAAAAGCUAUUCAAACUUGCUUUUCUUCUUAUGUAAGUAUUCUGCAUUAAGUUUAGUUGUUGUCAGGGCUAACGUUAUGUUUGUCCAUGUGUCCUCUGUGUGUCUGUGCAGGGAGACAUGGAGCUCUGAGAGCUGAGAUGCAGACCCUUUUGCAGGGAUUCCCAACUUCCCUGAUGCUGCAGCCCAUUAAUACAGUUCCCCCAUGUUGGUAUAUAAGGAGCCCAUAUCAUUAUACCUUAUGAAAAUUACUUUUUUACCUCAUGAUGGGAAAUGAUAAUCUCUUAAAUCCUUAAUCCCUCUGCCAUAAACUUUAUAGAGACAUGCUCUUGUGAGGCAGCAAAUUGCAUUCCAGCCAAUGAUAACAUGGUUUAGAGAAUUUUUUUUAAUUUUUUAUUAAUUACACUUUAUUCAUUUUGUAUCCCCCCAUAAGCCCCUCCCUCCUCCCCUCCCGAUCCCACCCUCCCACCCCUUUCUGCAUGCAUGCCACUCCCCAAGUCCACUCUUAGGGGAGGUUCUCCUCUUCUUUCUGGUUUAGAGAAUUUUUAAACACUCUUUCUUUUUGCUCUUGCAUUCCACCCAUCCCCAAACUGUAGACCUAAAAGGGCCUUGAACUGCAUAAGUACCAAAGGCCUGGUUCUGGGUGCUGUGCUAUCAUGAGAAAUUUCCAGCCAGCAACAUUUCAACUCGAUUGGUCUUAAACCCGUGGACUUUUCAGAGUACACACAGGAUAUUUCAAUAAACACCAAAAUCAAGAGACACUGGAGGAGAAAAAAAUUAAAAGACUUGAGAAGGGGACUCUUGGCAGCAGUGGUGGCUGCUCAUCUGUGUUCAUUGGUCACACUUGUAUAAGACAACGCUGGUACAUGAUGAUGGCGUACUCAUUUCUACCCUCACUGCAAAUGAGAAUUCCUUGAAGAGCUUAAAUCUCCCCAGUCCCUACAGUCUAAUGCAGUCAGAAUCCCAGAGAGGCACCCCAUUUGGGGUUCUAGUAGAGAGCCUGGGAUGAAGUUUGCACUGUCUUCAUCAAUUGGACAGGCCUGCCACUCUACUCUGUCCAAAGUCAGAGUUGAAUAAAAGGGCCUGGGUAGGGGAGAGCCCCACCCUGGCUCACAGAAAGCAUAAUCUGCAGUCAUCACUAUGCCUGAGUUGGGCACAAGUGUGGCCUUUCCAAAAUCCUCCUUUUUCUUUCUUUCUUUUUUUUUUUCCAGCACAACCUUUAUCCUGAAAAUGGCAAAUAUGUAAAGCUGAGCCUUCCUAAAGUCCUGGGACAUCUUGUUAAAGUCUUGGGACAUUUUGUGUUAUCUGAGAAACAAGGCAUAAAACAGACCACCCUCCACCUCCCCUGAAUAAGCAGUUCCCAACUGAAUAAGCAGUUGAAUAAGCAGAUGUUAAAACUUCGCUUAAUCUCUACUUUCUUUUGAUAAGCAUGUGUUAGUAUUACAGCAUGGUGAUCUGUUUACAUUCCCUUGCUUCAGGGCUGUAAAACCUUAACCGAGCAGAAAUCCCUCACUCUUUCUCCCAGCCACACCUGCCAUUCCAGAGACAAAAAUCUUUGUACUGUUAAAGUCACAUUUAGACAGAAUUUGUAAAUGUAAAUGUAUUUUUGUAACUUUUUUUCAGUAUAGUGUUCUCUUUAUGUAGCACUGAACUCUGUAAAGUAUAUUUUUUUAGGAAACUCAUUCUUUUAUCUUUUUUUUUAACUAAAGAAAACUGUUGCUUUAGAAAAACUGCAAUGAAAUUGAAAUCUUUGCUGAAAAUGGUUCAACUGGGGUGAGAAGUCUAUUUUCUCUUAGUGAAUAAGCAGCCUCAUCGCAGAACUAAGCUAGGUCGGUCAUUGCCACAGUGAAUGAGAGGAGGGUCGUUUCAGCACCAUACAGACAGAAAAGGGGAAAGGCGCAUGAGCUUAGUGCUGCUGUGAACAAGAGCUAUGGAUUCUGGGGCAAGGUUAGCAUAGGGAUGCCUGCCUGCUCAUCACUACCAGAAGAAUUUAAAUGUGUGUCAUUCUCUGAUGAUCCAAUAUGACCUUGUAAAUGUAAGAGAUUCAAUAAUGCAACACUUUGUUGGUUUACAUAUGCUAACGUGACAUUAACACCAAUUACUUUGUUUUUAUACUUACGAUGUUGUUCACUUAUUACUGUGUCCUAGAAAUGUCUAAAAAGCAACAACAAUAUUUGUGCUGUUUGCCUUACUCACUAUAUUCCUUAAAAUCUACCAAGUGCAGACAUGGUCACUCCAGAGAAGGUUUUGUCAGUCAUGCAUGCACCAUAAAAUCACCUAGGUUGGCUUUAAAACUCUUGAAACACAGCCAUACCCAAGAACAAAUAUGAAUCUUCAUGGGGCAAAAUCUGGGAAUUUUUACAUUUUAGAAGUCCUAAGUCCCUUGUCAUGUAUAGACAAUGUUAAAAAUCACCAACUUGGGGAUUAGCUCCAGACUCACAGCUGACUCUGUAGAUGCAGAUGGUAUCCAGACCCAGAGAACCCUACACCUGCUUGUCAGCAUCUUUCGGGGGGGGGGGGGUCCAGGAACCUAGGCAGGAUUCCCAUGGCAGCUGUCCAGGCAGUGAAGGGUAAAGCAUCUAGCCAACAGAUGUAGCCGAGGGAAAUGAAACAAAGACAUCCCCCCACCAUCACAGCGUUGCCUAGGCGAGCUCUAGGAAGAAUGAGUGCUGGUAAGGUAAAGGUAUGACGCUGCUUCUGUGUCUAGCACCACUGGCAACCCACCAACCUGUGGCAACCCACUAACCUCCAUCAUCCAGAAUGAAAAUGCUGACCUUUUAUUUUGACUGCAAAGGGCAGACUUUAAGACAAUUGCUAAAUACUUGGGCGGCUCUUGCGAAAAUAAAACUCCAAGAAGGGGCAUCUUGCACUAAGAAACACACAUGCAUGCAUGUGCACCCCACACGCAGAUACACUGCACCUCGGAUAAAAACUGAAGCAGCUAAUCCACAUUUUCCUGCCGUGUGUGUACAUGCACAGUAGUCCUCUGAGCUCUAAACCUGUCUUGCCCAACUCACCAACAAAAUUGCUAGGAGUCAUUACGUCAACACCGGCAGAAAACUCCAAGAGGAUAAAGUUUACCCAUCUUCCAUGCACCUUUUAUUUUGAAAUUGUAAUGCCCUACUCUCCUGAUUUGGAUACAAAGUAUUGUUGCUGUGUAAUAUACUGGCCUGGAAAUGAAGACACCCCAGGAUAUGAUGACUAUUUCUAGACAUAAUGACAUGACUGAUUAACACCAGACAGCUAUAAUUUCAUGUUAGUUUCUUUCAAGCUUUACAGCUUCAUAUAUGGUACAUUUUAACUUUGGAAAGUUUCACAACAAUGAAAGCAAUAUUUGUACAAAUGCAAAGCCAGAUGUCGUUUAUAUGCUGUUGAUUAGAAUGUGCUGAUUGUACACUAUUAAACAUUAGAUGUAUGUCCUUUAUUGUUUGCUACUCCUAAGAACUUAAUAAUUUUGCAUUCUUUGUUAACAGUGCAAUGUUGUUUUCUAUUAUCGUUCAUGUCUGACUAUAGACAUUUUUUUCUUGA